AUGGCCCUAUACCCCUCUUUGAGAAGCCUCAUUGCUUCUCUCUGCUUUUGUUUUCUUGCUUUUUCUCUCUCAGCUUUUGGACGACCAGCCACUUUUCUGCAAGAUUUCCAAGUCACAUGGUCUGAUUCUCACAUCAGGCAAAUCGAUGGAGGGAGGGCCAUCCAACUUAUUCUUGACCAAAAUUCUGGAUGUGGGUUUGCCUCCAAACGCAAGUACUUGUUUGGGCGUGUGAGCAUGAAGAUCAAGCUCAUCCCUGGAGAUUCUGCUGGAACUGUCACUGCUUUCUAUAUGAACUCAGACACAGACGCAGUGCGUGAUGAGUUAGACUUUGAGUUCUUGGGGAACCGGACUGGGCAGCCUUAUACAGUCCAAACCAAUAUAUAUGCUCAUGGGAAGGGUAAUAGGGAGCAAAGGGUCAACCUCUGGUUUGACCCUUCUGCAGAUUUCCACACUUACACAAUACUCUGGAACCAUCACCAUAUUGUUUUCUAUGUGGAUGAGGUGCCUAUAAGGGUGUACAAGAACAAUGAAGCCAGAGGAGUUCCAUACCCCAAGCUCCAACCCAUGGGGGUCUUUUCAACAUUGUGGGAAGCUGAUGAUUGGGCUACAAGAGGAGGGCUUGAGAAGAUAAACUGGAGCAAAGCUCCUUUCUAUUCUUACUACAGGGAUUUUGAUAUUGAGGGGUGCUCUGUGCCAGGACCAGCCAACUGUGCCUCAAGCGCCACUAACUGGUGGGAAGGGACUGCCUACCAAGCUCUCAAUGCCCUUGAAUAUAGAAGAUACAGGUGGGUUCGUAUCAACCACAUGAUCUACGAUUACUGCACCGAUAAAUCCCGGUACCCGGUAGCCCCACCGGAGUGUCUCGCGGGGUUCUAA
Molecule: messenger RNA, 876 nt
Organism: Prunus armeniaca (apricot)
Lineage: Eukaryota; Viridiplantae; Streptophyta; Magnoliopsida; Rosales; Rosaceae
Source: the annotation of a GenBank genome assembly